GAUUUUUAUAUGUUGGCUGAGUUAUUAUGGAGUAAUCAUUUAUAGCAGCACUCGUUAACAAGCUUCAGGCGGCAAGCGUACCUCAGUGGUUACAGUGAACAAGUGUUACCUAAGCAGAAUUUUACCUUCUAAGAUGUUAUUAGAGACUGAGCAGCAAUAGCAGGCAUACAUGUCGAAGACGGCUGGCGCAAUGCUUCCAUCUCCGUCGGUACUAACUGGUAACUUCCAGCCGCAAACUGCUGCGGCCUUCGUAGAGCAGUGCAUCGCGGAAGCAAAGGCUCGGGCUGCAGGUUCACGCCUUGGGACGCCCAGCGUACACCAGCGGGCAAGCGUUGACGAGGUCAACGCGCUAUGUAACUUGGCAUCUCGCCACUUAGGCGCUAUCCGCCAUGCGCCGCCCUCGCCCUACCACGUCCAGCUCUACCCGCCACGCUCCAUUUCCACGCCACCUCUCCGCACUUCCCAGCAGCCCCAAUCCCAAUCACAACCACAGUCCCAACCGCAGCAGCCCUCAGCUGAACCGUGGGAUGGUGCCGCCGCAACCGCCUCCUGGGUUGAGUCGCAUGCGUCAAAGGUCGCUCUUGUGGGCCCAGGUUCGGGUGCCGCAGCAACCGCCUCCACUGUGGCGCCGGGGGCCCCGCUAUCCAGACCGGGCACCAGCAUGCAAGGCCGCGUGGGGUCGGGUGCCAGCCUCCGGGCUAGGACCCCGCUCCUUCCGGACGCACCUCCCAGCGGGUCCAUGCAAGCAGCAGCAGCAGCUAGCGGCAACGCAACCGCAGGCGCGGGCGCUGCCGAUGCGGCACAGCCCAAGGAGGGGACACAGCGGGAUGGGGUGCUAGCGGCUGGCAGGCCUGACACCCAGCUGCAGCAACAACAGCCGCCUUUAACGUCCACGCUCCCGCCCCUCAUCAUCCCCUCAGCACCCUCAGCCGACGAACCAGCAGCUGCAGGCUCCGCUGCCCCAGCAGCAGCAUCCUCCCCACACCGCUCCCCCACCACAACCGCUGCCGCCACCGCUGCCGCAUCAGCAACGGCCGCCCGCGCCUCACCCCCAGCCCUGCCCUCCUCACCCCAAGGCCCCACCUCGCGACUCGGGCCCCACCAUGCGGGCCCCAUCGGACCCCGACCCACCACCUCCCUCUCGGUCCAAGACCUGACGCUGCCAAAGCCCGGUGUACGGCUCCCCGGCAUGGGCGGCAACAACAGCAACGCCAGCAGCGGUCAUGCCACCGGCGCCCCCAGCGGCGGUGGCGGCGGCUGCUCCACUCCACACCGCAUGGACCUAAGCAGCGCACCCUGCAGCGGCGGCGGCAGCCUGCCGUCCACGCCGUACCAUUCCAGCGGCGGCGGCGUGGCCAGCAUCCUGGGUGGCGAGUCACCGCGCGGCAGCAUGGCGAGUCGCGGCUCCUCGCGCUUCUCGCACACCGCCACCCGGUGGCGCGCGCAGUCGGUGGAUGCGAUGAGUGGCGCUGGCGGCGGCGGGGGUAGCAGGGGCGGCGAGGGCGGUCGGCUGGGCAGCUGCAGCUUCAAGGUCUCUCCCGGCAUGGUGUACAGCGUGUUCCAGGAGCUCGACGAGUACGACACGGGUCGCCUGACGUACUCGGCCUUCGAGCAGGCAGCGUGCAGGGUGGGCCUCAGACCCGCCCAGGCAAAGCGCUUCUACAAGCUGUUGGACCCGAAUGAUCGCGGCUUCGCAACCGUUCGCGAGUGGGGCAGCCCGCAGCUGCAGCGGCAGAUGGAGGCCUUCACGCGGCUCUACGUGCAAAACACCCGCGGCAAAGACGGGCGACCCAAGGACGCGACAGAGAUCAAGUCCAUGCAUAUGGCCAUUCAGAUGGCGCUGCUGAAGCUGCAGCUGCGGCGCUGCGGGCGGCCGGUGUCUCUGGACCGGCUGGUGCAGGCGUUUGCGUAUAUGGACAAGGACAGCAGCGGCGCGCUGAGUGCGGAGGAGGUGGAGGACGCGCUCAACUCGUUGGGGGUGUUUGUGACCAAGGAAGUGAUGGAGACCAUCAUGCGCACCUUUGACAAGAACAACUCGGGUGGUGUGGACUACUACGAGUUCGUCAAGGCGCUGUACCCCACCCUGGACCAGGCGUACCAGCACUAGUGUGGCUCUGCCGCUGCAGGUCGCAACUGCUGCCACAGCUCCUGUGAACCGCACACUUGGACAAUGAACCCCGGAUGCUCGAGACUUGCGUGUGUGCGUGUGCGAUGAGAGCUACCGGUAGUGGGUGGUCUGACAACGUUGUUGUAUAAAACGGACAUGCGUAAAUGUGAGUAUGCGUCGUUACCUGGUAUUGCAUGUGGGCAUGGCGGCUUCUGGCCCUGGCAAUGUGUGCUGUGGGCCCGAUACGGUGAAGUUGGUCUGCUCGGUUUGUUUGCUUGGGACAGCUUGGGAUACAGAUGGCUGGAGGAGCUUUCUCGAGGGCAGGAGCUGCUAACGUGCCCUUGCUCCUUGCGCCCGGGUGGCCCUGAGGAAGGGUUGCAUACAACCUUGCAGGGCGCUUUUGGGCUCAGUUUGAUGAUAAGAUUUGGGCUUUUGACAGAUGAUGCGGGGUGUAUUCGUUGUGUACGAGUGCGCUGGAAACUGUCGCAAAUUUGGGGUUGCGGACUCGCGGUUGUGGUUGUCAUGUUGACGGGACGGUCGAGGUUGACAUCCGUGUUCCUGCAGGAGGUGGUGGGUCACGCGGAAGUGGCUGCCUUGGUAGGCCUAGCAGGAGCUGUUUAGACGCGAGGUGGCGGGUCGCGGGUGGGGCAAUGGCUUGGGUGCAGUUCCCGAACGAACGCAGGUUGGUUGCCGCAGCGGCAGUUGCAGCAGGAGCAGGCUUGCGUUGGAUGGCGUUGGAUUCCUUGGCUGGUCUGUAUGGCGUCUGUAAGGGAACGUCGAAUGUAGGGAUCGAGGGCGCGUGCUGUGUUGCUAGGGUACCUGUUGUUGGGAGCCUGCGUGACGUGUUGCGCUGGGCUGCGUCAAGUGUUGUACGAUGUUGGAUGGUUGCUGUUUCUGGCGUUGGGUUGCAUACACCACUGUGUCCAGGGUGCUGGGGUCAAUGCAGGGGGCAAGGAAAGGAAGUGUUGCCGCAAAUGCGAGGCGCAGUUGGCUGAUAUGCCCCGUUCGGCCCCUGUUCAAAUGGAUGUUCGAGCUCUAGUAGUGGCUGUGACUUGUUAAGGCGCCUGGUGAAGGGAAAGGUAUGCCAGACAUCCCAACUCGUGCCGUGUGUUUGUUGCCAAACCUUGCUGACGUUCGUGGCCGACCCGUGCAUGCGAGGGUGCCAGCGCAUCUCGCCGACCUACUGCUCGUGAUGUGACUAGCUGGUGGAGGUCUGGCAAGCUCCAUGCUACGGCGGCUGUGUUUCUCGCAAACUCACGGCUCUGAUAACGUCUGUGGGUUUCGAGUGUUUCUUGGGAACGUGCCCGUUGUAGGUGCGUGUUUUGCGCCUGGGUAUUAAGCUUGCGGGAAAGGAAUGGAUUAAUGAGGUGGGCUGCAUGCCCUUCCUCCAUGAAUGAAGUUGGUUACCGGUAUAUCAAGCCUUUGAUGGCAUUCGACGACACAGGAAGUGAAGACAAGCCGCAGCAUGGGCGUGAUGAUGAGUUGGUAAGCCUGAAAGUUUUGCUGCUCGGCCGUAGUUCCAGUUUCGUUUCAUUUUGUGCCAUGCCAUGUUUGAAGGUGUAGCAUGAAGCGGGGUUGAAAGAAGUAUGGAGAAGUGCUACGGUACUAGCGAACACCUGUCUGGCCUCGCCGACGCCUUACUGGUGGCAAGUGGACCCGUCACGGACCCAUGGGACGGUGUACGAUUGAAGCAGCGAAGCAAGCAAUCUGCUUUUUAAGUGGGUAACAGUAUUAGUUUACAAUUGGAUUUUGGUUAUACACUCCACCACCCUCAAAUCUACACGCGUCGGUUAACGACGGCAAGGAGACACUGGCGUGUACAGUACGUGACUUGUGGCACAUAUUGUUGGCAUAUAUUGGCAAAAUCCUGUCAAAAAUGUCAUGAAUAUCCCUGCGUCGACUUGUACAGACAUCACCAAACGCGCAUGUGGGAAGCAACAAAAGCUACAGUGGCGUUGCCUGCAUGGAUGAACACACAGCUUUGGCUUAUUUAUGUAUAUGUACGAUCAGCCAGACGUCAGCUAUAACCUGUAAGUACAACACACCUUGCUACCUGGGUUCUUAGGAAUUAUUAUUUGUCAUGAUGCCUCGUGCAACAAGCCAAACAACAAUGCAUUCUCUUCCUUGACACAGCGCCUGCACCCCGGCGGCAGCCCACCCAGACAUCAAAAAGCCAACAGGCAGGGUUAAGAAGACAGCGUUAGCUUCCCAUACAAUGGUAAUGUUACAGAAAGG
Molecule: messenger RNA, 4342 nt
Organism: Astrephomene gubernaculifera
Lineage: Eukaryota; Viridiplantae; Chlorophyta; Chlorophyceae; Chlamydomonadales; Astrephomenaceae
Source: the annotation of a GenBank genome assembly